AGGAAUAGACUAAUAUUAACCAACACAGGACGGAGGCUACCUCCUGGACCGAAGGUGUGGAUCCAUGGGUUCCAGUGCCGGAACUCAAGCCUCCCGAAGGUGCAACUGUGACUAUCGUCUUCGUAUCCGCGUUACGUAUCUUCUACGAGGAACAUAGUAGUGAUGCUAUAUUUCCUGCGGACGGAGACAUCCCUUGGGGACCCGACGACAAACCCUGGUGGUGGAAAACAGACCCAAGAGCACGAGCAUUCGCCUGCGUCGACGAGACCCACGUGUGUAAGCCCGACCGCCAAACCUGUUGGACCAUGGUCGACGAUGAGGGAAGGAGGGUCUCUGAACCGGACUACUGGUUCAUGAGGCUGUCUCUAUUAUACUCGAACAUCUACGAUACAAUAUCUCGUCGUCUUGGAAUGGCACUGCUUGCUCAGCGAAGGAUCUCGGGUUAUAAUUCCGGACCACUAGAAGAUAACCAUUGGAUGAGCGAGGUCGAAAUGCUUUUCAGCACGUCCCUUGCCCGGAUUCAAUUUGACGCCUGGUCAAUUGCUAGUGGUGAGGGUCAUGAUCGCGACGGCUAUAUCGAUGGCACGCCCCUCGAGGCCGGACCUCCUGGAAGCUUAUGUGGGCUGUUCAAGUUCAAGACUCGAAGUCAUAAAAACAUCAAUUUGGUAUGGUUCAUUGCUGCUGUAGCCCUUCUCCCGUUUCUAUGGUUCAUCACACUUGAGGGUGAUAACUCGUUCUUCAGUUGGGCUUGGGGGUGGCUGAAGCCUUUCAUUGCAAGUCUAUACUGCUAUUCUUCAAAGACUUCCAGUUCUAGCUCUGCAGUUGAGGCUACUAGGCCAUCCGGCUAUAGCACCUUCAGGAGUGACUCGAAUACGAGAGGCCAAACAAGUCCUCCCGCAUCGCGGCAUUCAGCCUACAGUUCGGGUCGCCAACGACAAAGGCCAGAAGGGCAGCACCAGCCAAAUGUGGUAACAUCUCUUUUGUCAAAUACUGCAGCAAAUGGGACGCUAGGGACCCGGCUUAAUACUCCGGAAUCAAGAGACCAUGACAACAACCCGCAGACGGAGGUGGAUGACGUCCAAAACCAAUCAGACACAGAAUCGGAUGUAACUGAGCAGCCCAUAUCAGGGCCGGAGGACCGAGCUUCCGACGACCGCAGUGGUGGUUCGGUGCAUCCUGAACUCAAGAUCGAAUGGAGAUAUCUGGUGUUGGACGUGGCUAUCGAGGCCUUGUUCUUACUUCCAGGCUGGAUAUUGACUUCCAUCAAGCAUUGUACCCGCCAUUGCGCAAGUAAACGAAGUCAAUCGGCUCGAGAGAGCAACCAGUGAGCAAGAUGAGAAGUGUAACAGAACAUAGGAGUCUGAAAAUUCAGCGCAAGUCAUGACUUUUUUGGCUGUUUAUUGGGAAAAGAAAGACAGACAUUAGGCUACCAUAACGGCUACUUCCCCUGAUUGCCCCUGGGAGGCGGCUUUUUUGCAGCAAGAGACUGGAAAUUUUGAUCAAGGGCGAACCGAUCCGGCAUUCGGACAAAUAUCAAAUGUCCGAUUCGGAGUACCUUCCAGUGAGACUAUUGCCAUCCAAGCUGAUUUGAACGCAAAAGAGGAUACCCUUCUCGAGGCAGUACCUCUGACUAGUCCUUCAAAAGUGGAAGAAACCAAAUCAUGGUAAAGCGCACGUGAUUCUAGGUCUGCGAGGGCGGUAAAAUGUACUUCUGAACACCUCAGUUGUCAGGUACUGGUAUGUUAUGUAUGAAGAUUUUCGGACUGAUGGUAUCGAGAGGAGAUGUGACCCACAGACCC
Messenger RNA from Eremomyces bilateralis CBS 781.70, 1799 nucleotides. RefSeq lists its product as uncharacterized. The coding region runs from base 306 to 1328 and encodes 340 amino acids. The transcript has a single exon. NCBI's taxonomy places the organism in Eukaryota, Fungi, Ascomycota, Dothideomycetes, Eremomycetales, Eremomycetaceae. The record is from RefSeq and is a predicted model, not a curated record.